Messenger RNA from Alosa alosa (allis shad), 3979 nucleotides. RefSeq names its product calphotin. Gene Ontology annotation, molecular function: protein binding. NCBI's taxonomy places the organism in Eukaryota, Metazoa, Chordata, Actinopteri, Clupeiformes, Clupeidae. The transcript has 19 exons. The record is from RefSeq and is a predicted model, not a curated record. Bases 228 to 3533 code for a protein of 1101 amino acids. Gene Ontology annotation, biological process: protein localization to plasma membrane; integrin-mediated signaling pathway. Gene Ontology annotation, cellular component: plasma membrane.
GUCUCAGUCUCGCACCGAAACACAUACAGCUCUCAUGGCAGCGGAGCAGUUCCUUCAACCAAUCUGUUAACAGGUGUUUAAACAAGCGACAUUUAGCUCAGAAACUCAUGAGAGUGCACAUCGUCUGUUGAUGGUGAUACCUGAACUGGAAAAUACAUACGUUUUGGAGAUGAGAAGUUCAUAAUCUAACAGCUGGGAGAGUUUCGUCUGAUUUGCUAUCCUGUACAAUGAUGGAACAGGAAGAACUGCUGGACUUCAAAGCCCUAAGGGCAAAGUUCCUGCAAGAAGAUGCCCUGAAGCUGAUGAAUAAACCUGCCAUUCCGCAAAAGCCAAAAGUCAUCCCCCCUCCCCCCAGUGGCACGCGUGUGACUCUCAUCUCUUCCAUCAACGCUGCCGUGGAGAACAGAAUGGCGCCCCGUGUGGUCUUCAAAGAUGACAAGCUGCCGCAGACCCUGAAACCCACAUCCCCACAGUUGGCAGCCCCCGAAUCCAAAGACAAACAGCCCAGCGUAAAGCCGGAACUUGUUGACAAAAAACAGAAGAGAGAGGCGGACAUUAUCAUGCAGGCAAUGAAAGACAAGAAGCUGCCCAUGGUCCUCCCAGUGACCGUGCCAGCCCCAACUCCUGAGCCUGCCUCCCCAACACAGCCAACCAAACCUGCCACCCCCAAGAAGAAGAGGAUUUCCUUCUUCAAAAAGCCUCUAAAGCCUGCAAAAGUCAAGGCAGGAACUGUCGAAAGUGUAUCACCCCCAAUCUCACCAAGCCCACUCAGUCCACCAUCCAGUGGCUCCACCCCAGUGGUUGAUGCACCUGUGGCUCAGAUAGCUCUCAUCCCUCCCAUUCCAGUCAUACCUACACCUCCCAGUUGUCCUGAUCCAGUCAUCCCAGAGGCAGCCAUAACUGCUCCUGAUGUUCUACCUCUGGAUGUUCCAGAAAUUUCUCCCCCAAGCAUUCUGCAGCCAAAGGUUCCUGCCCCUGAAGAUGCUGCACUGCAGAUUCCUGAUCCAGAACUUCCUGCCUCUGAAACCACUGUUUUGUCUGUUCUUGAUUUGGAAAGUUCUACCCCUGGAAUUGCUAUAGAAGCCAUUCCAGAGCCGGACAUCCCAGUUCCAGAUAUUCUGACCCAAAUUGCUCCUGAGGUAGCAGAGGUACCAGAACUUGACUUUUCUGUGUCAGAUAUCCCAGCUCCAGAAAUUUCUGUUCAAGAUGAGCCAGCUUUGGAGAUUUCAGAGUUAGAUAUUCCAACCCCAAUCAUCCCGCCUCCAGAAAUUCCAGACUCAGAUGCUCCUGAUCCAGAAAUUUCAGAUCUAGUUAUCCCGGAUCCAAUCAUUCAAGAUGUGGAUGUUACCGACCCCAGUAUUCCAGAUGUAACUUCUCUUGAUCCACCAGCCUCCUUUUUACCCACCCCCUCAAUUCCAGCCUCUGUCAGUCUGGCUGUAUCUAGAACUCCCUCUCCUGAACAAGUUGCCUCUCCUGAGGCAGCCUCCACCCCCCUUCCUCUAGAGUUUCCCCCAGCACCUGUAGAAUUUGCUGAGGUGGAGGAUGCUGCUUCAGAAACACAACAGGAAAGUAGUAGCGCUUCCACAGAAGAAACACCUGGGGAACCUCUGUGUCCUACCCCCACCAAACCUGUAUCGGCCCUCUCGGUCCUGGAGAGAGCAGAGGAGUCCUCCCCCGAGAAACGGACCACGCCUAGUGACCAGAGAAUACUCGACCUGCUGGAAAAGGCCAAGAAGAAACAUGCAGGCAAGGCAGUCAGAACCCCUUCCCCCUCUCUGUCCCCGUCUGUUUCGCCCAUCCCGCCUGUCCCGCCCGUCAGGAUGACCCCCACCCAGGCUGACCACACCCCCUCGGUCAGUCCCACACUCUCGCUGCCUGAGCUCCCCCCAGUUGAUUAUGAAAACUCAACCGAGAAGGCUGGGGCAGACCAGGGACAACCAGUGUCUCUGGUGAACGGUUUCGAUCACAGACAAGUUUCUCCCAUUUUGGAGGAGCCAGCGAUGGAGGAGGCACAAGCAGAGGUUCACCCAGCCACCCCAGCCAGAAAGCCCUUGCCUCCUAUACCAUCCCUGGGCCCGUCUCCUGACAAACCUCAUCGGCCUCCUGUAGUGGACCUCAGCCCUUAUCAACUCAUCAGCCAGAUCCCAGAGCCCCAGGAGGAGGAUGUGGGGACUCCAGCUCCAGAGGACUUCAGCCAAGAGGAGCCGGUCGUGGACGCCCGGAACCUUUUGGCAGUGGUUCCAGAAUGCGAAGACGUUCAACCACCAGAGGUGGAAAUUCCUGAGUGCGGAAUCUCCGAGUCAUCCACUCUUGAAGAGGCUGUGUCCAGUGCAGAGCCCGAGGCUCCAGAGGAGGCUCUCGGAGCUUUGGAUGAGGUCUAUGAAGACACAGAGCUUGGACCUCCAGUGGCCGAGCUCCCAGACACAGAAGCAGCGGCUGCAGAAGCACCUCCGGACACACUGGACUCGCCAGUUAGUCAAGACGCCAAGAUGCCAACCAGACCACAGGAGAGCCCACCUGAAACCACUGACCUGACAACCAAUAAGAAAAAAAGCAAGAAGCGCAAGUCCCCACCAAAAAAUCCCUAUGCUGAUUCGCAGCCUGCGCCUGAAGAAACCCAGAAGUCUGGAUGGUUCAAACCCAAAAAAAGCAGCGCUGAGAUUGCUGAAGAAAAGGAGCAAAAGAGGAGAGAGAAACAAUGGGAGAAAGAGCGCGAGAAGGAGCGAGAGAGAGAGAAGAAAGAGCAGAAAGAGAGAGAAAAGAAGGAAAAUGAAAUGAAAAAGAAGUUCAAGAUUACAGGCCAGGAGGAGCCCAUGUAUGAGGCAAAGGUCACUGUGGACUGUAAGGGCAAAAACAACGAUCUGCCGGUCAAAAACGGAGACCUGGUGAGCAUCAUUCGUACCACCAACUGCCCUAAAGGGAAGUGGCUGGCCAGGGACAGCACCAACAAAUAUGGCUACAUCUCUGUGAAGAGCGUGGAACUGGACAUUAAGGAGAUGCUGGAGCUGGGUAAGAAGGUGAAGACACUGAGUCGCGCCAACGCCAACAGCCAGUUGGACGGAGAACCCCAAAACCUGGACAGCGGGAUGUCUAACCACUAUGAACUCAGUCAGAGCUAUUCAGAUGAUGACGAGUGGAAUGACGAUGAUGAGCAUGAGCCGCACUCUCCCACUGAACUCAGUAACUCUAUGGACAAUGGACUGUACAGCACACUGUCCAUUCCUGAUACAGUGAGUGCAGAGCCAGAGUCUCUAGAACAUAACCUAAGUGAUGCCAACACCAAGAACCCACAAAUGCAUGCUCGACACGAAGCACUUCAGAAACUGUCUACCUUUUUUAAGCAGCCUGCAUCUGAUGACACCACGCUAGACAACAACCCAAUUACGGAGAACAAGCCAAGCACUGAAGCCCGUUUGACCAGCAGCUUUACAGAGGAAGUUAACCCCGAAGUCCCUGACAUAGAGGUCUUGCCACCGCCAGACCUUUAUGCCGACGUCAUCACUGAGGAAUCUCUAUACACGUAUAGCAAUUAGCAUGCUGCGGAUGAGCAGCGAAAAUAACUCUACUGUGAAUCAUCAGUCAUGUAUCUCUAUACCUGCCUGAGCUGGGUAAACAUAUCAGUCAUGGCUGGGAUGCCUCGGAUGUCAUGUGAGCCAAACACUUGCACGCAUUAUAGACUCACGCUCGUGUCCUGGAGUGAGGGAGUGGAGUGGAUGGGUUCACUUUCCCCCCUGGAGAUUAUCUGAUUAGAGGUUUCGCUGCUAUAGUAGCCACUUUUCUUUUACGACAUGUGUGGAAAAGGCUUUAGGUGAUAUAUGGUGAAGUGAGUUGUCUGGGGACUGGGUCCGGAUAUAGCUGUCACAAGAAGAACCUGUUCCUCGGAAUCCUCUAUGCCCGGUGCAUAAUUAGCCUGGCUAGCGCCACCACUUCUCAAUGAGACGUGGUCUGGGAACCAAACGUUCAUUUUCUCGUAUUUGAA